UGCCGUUUCAUUUUCAUAAUCAAAGAUCAAGAUGGCGUCGUUAGAGGUGCUUGGUUUGCACGAUUGGCUAAAUAAGCAAUGUCAUGAGAUGGGAAUAUCUAGGCCUACUGAAAUACAAACACAUUGUGUUCCUAAAAUAUUGGAAGGCAGAGACUGCAUUGGCUGUGCAAAGACAGGUAGUGGAAAGACCGCAGCCUUCGCGUUACCAAUUUUACAAAAGUUGUCAGAGGAUCCUUUUGGAAUUUUUGCUCUUGUGAUUACCCCAACAAGGGAACUCGCCUUUCAAAUUGCUGACCAAUUCCGUGCACUUGGCAAGACUAUUAACUUAAAAGACACAGUUGUAAUAGGUGGAAUGGACAUGGUGGAGCAAGGUCGAGCUUUAUGUGACAAGCCACAUGUUGUCAUUGCUACUCCCGGGCGUCUAGCUGGUCUUAUUAACAGUGGGUCAUCAUUUAGUCUUAAAAAAAUAAAAUUUCUGGUGUUGGAUGAAGCAGAUAGGUUGUUGGAAAAAAGUUUUGAGAAAGACUUGGAGAUAAUAUUUGAAAACAUUGCAAAGAAACGUCAAACAUUGCUGUUCAGUGCCACUCUCACGGAUACCAUCAAUCAGCUGAUGUCGGUAGCUAACAACAACCCGUUUUGUUAUGAAGUCAAAUCGGACACUGCGACUGUCGAGGAGUUAGAUCAAAGAUAUCUGUUGAUACCGUCCCAAGUUAAAGACUGUUAUUUAGUUCAUUUACUGCAGACGUUUAUUGAAAACAAAUCGGUCAUCAUAUUUACCCACACGUGUCGUAGUUCUCAGGUGUUGUCGUAUUUAUUGAGAAAAGUCGAGAUAAAAUGUGCGACGUUACAUUCGUUGAUGCCUCAACGUGAACGAUUGUCGUCGCUGGCACGAUUUAAAAGCGGCGUCGUAAAAAUAUUAGUUGCGACGGAUGUAGCUAGUCGUGGUUUAGAUAUACCACAAGUCGAACUUGUUUUGAAUUACAACGUACCGGCGUCGCCGAAGGAUUACAUUCAUCGUGUCGGACGUACGGCACGUGCUGGGCGAGGUGGAAUGGCUUUGACCUUGUUGACGCAAUACGACAUCGAACGGUUAAAGGCGAUAGAGAAACAUAUAAAUGUGGAGAUGACAGAAUUUGAAACAAGCGAAUCGGACGCUUUAAAACUUUUAAAAAUUGUGACAGUGAUGAAGAGAGAAGUAGAGAUUCGUUUGAACGAUAGUAACUUUGGAGAGAAGAGGAAAGUAAACAAAAGAAAACACGCAAUUUUAAACAGUAUAUCAGUGAAUGCCAAAGUCAAACCAAAGAAAAGAAAAACUUAAUUAAUUUCUAUGAAUAAAUUUAAACCCAUCUCCUGUGUCAA
Messenger RNA from Hydractinia symbiolongicarpus, 1359 nucleotides. RefSeq names its product probable ATP-dependent RNA helicase DDX49. Bases 32 to 1318 code for a protein of 428 amino acids. Gene Ontology annotation, molecular function: nucleic acid binding; ATP binding; RNA helicase activity. The transcript has 4 exons. Lineage: Eukaryota; Metazoa; Cnidaria; Hydrozoa; Anthoathecata; Hydractiniidae. The record is from RefSeq and is a predicted model, not a curated record.